This is a messenger RNA of Torulaspora delbrueckii, 1815 nucleotides long. It is a transcript of the gene UBX2, whose product is annotated as Ubx2p. Bases 1 to 1815 code for a protein of 604 amino acids. Gene Ontology annotation, cellular component: endoplasmic reticulum. Gene Ontology annotation, molecular function: ubiquitin binding. Lineage: Eukaryota; Fungi; Ascomycota; Saccharomycetes; Saccharomycetales; Saccharomycetaceae. The transcript has a single exon. The record is from RefSeq and is a predicted model, not a curated record.
AUGCCAAUCAUUGAGCACAAUGGGCAGGUGUUCCACUUGUCCCAUGAAGAACGGGAGAAGUUGGACGAAUUUCGGGUCAUUACAGACUUUCCACAGGAUGACUUGCCCCUAAUCAUACGGUUGCUGCAGAACUACGGUUGGCAUUUGGAAAGGGCAUUGAGUUUUUAUUUCGAUGGGGAUUGGAAAAGCUCAAUAAUUGCACAGGAACUACCUGCUAUUCCAAAUCGACCUCCAACCCCGGCAACUUUCCCUCCAAUUCCUGAGAGGUCACCAUUUAUCGCAUCCGAUGCUCAUCUGAUACCGUCACUACGUGUGGUUAAACCUCUCCCAUCGAACUUUCGAGAAGUCUUCUCCGUUGUGGGAUUGAACAAGAAUAAUGGCGAUGUAUGGAAUAUGAACCCUCAACAUAGUCCGUUGAUUAUAAUUUUGAUGUUCAUUCCGAGAUUACUGGUGAAAUUGGGAGUCAGUGUCCUUUCACUCCUGUGGGGAUUAAUAACAUUUGGAUUCAACUCCCACCUUGAUGAAAGGACAAAUGUGCGUAAAGUACCUAGCAGACCAAAGGAGAAACAGCCGCCUUUCGAUCAGUUGAUAUCACCUUUAAUUGAUGGGCAAGGUUUGGAACGAUUGAAUAAGCUUAUGAGCACUCAGAGUUUCAAUGAAGCGUUGAAGAUUUGUCAGGACGAGUUCAAGUAUCUGCUGAUAGUCUUUAUUGGCGAUGUCUCAGAUGAGGAGGAUCCCGAUGUGAAUUCACAGAGGUUUAUAUCCAAGGUGCUAUCAAACCCUACAGUGCUCUCGAUGUUGGAAAGUUACAAGGACGAGUUGAUCAUUUAUUUGGGUUCCGUUCACGAGUUAGAGACAUGGUUAGUCGCACAAGAUCUUAGGAUCAAAUAUGUACCGGAAUGUUUGUUAGUUGGAAAUGUCCUCAAUUCUAAAGGAUCUGUCAAUGGUGUUACAAGACUCUCUGUUUUAUCCAAGCUAAGAAUCAGUUCUGCCAAGAAAUUUGAGAAUUCAUUGAAAGUAACAAUUGAAAAGUUUCAACCAGAGUUAGUAGUCAGUAGGACGGAGCAAGCAGAAAUUCUACUUGCAAGGGAAAUUAAGAAACUACAAGACGAUGCAUAUCAAAACUCUUUGGAGCAGGAUCGGGUCAAAGCGGAAGAGCGCAAGAUGAAGGAGGAGGAAGCAUUACUAGAGCUAAACAAUAAAACACAACGGGAAAAGGAUAAAAAGAUAAAGGAAACUGUAAAACAUCUUCAAUGGCUUCGUUCAUGCGCUGAUUUUAUGAAGAAGGAGCCUGCAACCUCGGGCGUCGGUACCGUGGCUACCCUUCAAAUCAGGACAUCUAAAGGAUUACGACUUGUCAAAGAGUUCAGCAGCACAACAAGUUUACACAGCCUGUAUGUCAAAAUUGGUUGCCAUUUAUAUCUGGAUACCAACAGCAAAGAUCAGGAGGAGUUGUCGAAAAUAAUUGCUGAUAAGCUUCAGUCCCUCGCAGAAGAUGAUUCAGUCCUAUGUUUCAAGGACAGAGAAGUACUGAAAGACGAGUUAAAGGCUGAAAACUUGACCAAAGCUAUCGAGCUGGAGUUGAAGAAGUGGAAAGAUGAAAUGUCGUCCGAUUUGGAAUUCGAUUUUGAGUUGGUGUCGCCUUUUCCCAGAGAAAAGAUUCCAGUUGACAAAGAAAUGACAGUGAAAGAAGUUACGCAGUUAUGGCCCAAAGGUAGUUUAUUGGUUGAGGAACUUGUGGAAGAUGACGAGGACGAUGAGGAUGAUGAUGAAGAUGAUGAAGACGAAGAGAGCAUGGAGAGUGGCAGUGAAUAG